This is a messenger RNA of Aspergillus ibericus CBS 121593, 2382 nucleotides long. RefSeq lists its product as uncharacterized. The coding region runs from base 207 to 2126 and encodes 639 amino acids. Gene Ontology annotation, cellular component: nucleus. The record is from RefSeq and is a predicted model, not a curated record. The transcript is spliced from 3 exons. NCBI's taxonomy places the organism in Eukaryota, Fungi, Ascomycota, Eurotiomycetes, Eurotiales, Aspergillaceae. Gene Ontology annotation, molecular function: zinc ion binding; sequence-specific DNA binding; DNA-binding transcription factor activity, RNA polymerase II-specific. Gene Ontology annotation, biological process: positive regulation of transcription by RNA polymerase II.
CCUGAAUAAUAUACUAUCUACUACCCACUAUCCACUACUACCUUGCUGUGCAGCGUGCUGCAUCAUCUCCAGAUCUCUCUCUCAUCCCGCCUCAUCUCCACCGACAGCGCCAACAGCGUCCCACCUCCGCGGAGUACUAUGCGCCGCCCUCAAUGGUCUAGUCUUCUUUAAAAGCAUGGGAGCAUCCACCGUGGUUUUGUGUGCCCAUGGACCAACGAACCCGGCUGCGCAAGGCUUGUGAUGCCUGUAGUAUUCGCAAAGUGAAGUGCGACACCAGCGGACCACCCUGUCGGUCGUGCGCAAGCUUGGACAUCCCGUGUACCUAUGAACGCCCCAGUCGCCGGCGUGGCCCUCCCAACCGCCAUGCAGAAGCCUUCAAGAAGCAGAAAUUAGCAGAAUCGCCCGCGGGCUCUCCGAGUCCGUCAGACCACACCACCACCCCGGGUCCUCCGGCCUCGACACCCUCAUCCAACCCUGUGCCCCUAUCGCUGGAAUCCAUCUGUUCACUACCUACCGUCCGACUGCUCAUUGAUGAUUUCUUUACCUUCAUUCACCCAUUGGUCCCCGUUCCCCAUGAACCGACAUUUCGCGCCUCGUUGGAGCGGCGAGAGGACCUCACCAAUCCCACGUUUCUGGCCCUCACGGCCGCCAUGAUCGGGGCAUCGGUGGCCUCCUUUCCGCGACGACCCAAACAGCACAUCAAAACGGAGGCCGAAAAAGCAGCCUUCCCGCACUCCAUGGCUCUGGUCCGGCGGUGCCAUGACAUCACCGUUCAAGCUCGGGGCUCUGGCUACCUGGACCGCAGCGCGACGGUGUACGAUGCCGCCAUCAGCUAUUUUCUCGGCCUCUGCUCAGGAUAUGUCUGGCACAUCCGCCGGUGUCGCGCAUAUUUUGCGGAAUGUCUGACCAUGAUCCAUGUGUACGAUCUCUGCCGCCAGUCCAACCGCCUGUCAUCGAUGACCCCGACGAGCCCGUCUUCCUCGUCGCGGUACUCGCACGAUCCGUCCGGCACGACCGUAGAGCACCCCGUCGAUCUCAUCGAGCAGGAACUCGGGCGACGUUUAUUCUACACCACCAUCGCCGGCUAUCGGACGCUACAACAGCUGGGAUCUGGCGACGCGAUGAUCCAUGUGCCGCCUGAGACUCCUACGGAGCGCUAUCCGCCUUUACCACUUGAGGUGGACGACGAAUAUAUUUUCUCUACCCAUGUUGACCCACAACCAUCCAAUCGGGUGUCCCUUUUGGUGGGCUUCAAUGCCAACGUUCGAGUGCUGCACUCGUACAAUGCACUCUCCGCCUGGGAGACGGCGUUCGGGCGCGGCCAGAUCUUCGACUGGGAACGGCAACGAUCCCUGUUGUGGGACUGCCUGCAGAAGGUGAAAGCGGCCUUUUCGAAUGUCCCGAGAGAACUGGUCAUUCCGUGGUCCCACGACUCGAUGUCCAGCAACGGCAUUGCGGAGGAUUCGCGGACGCAGGUACGUCAUAUACAAUACGAGAUCCAGAAGGCGAACAUGUACGCCACUCAGCUAGGCACGCGAUCGUACUUGGUGGAGAAAUAUUGGGCUUUGUAUGGGGCCUGGAACAUGCAACGGAAGCUGUCCGACCAGCAAACCCCCCUUAGCCCUCGAACGACCAUCAAGGUCGAGGGUGAGCAGCCACGGAAGUUGGACUCCUCCGAUGCGGACGCCCAAUUGGAUUACAUUGGUCAAAUGAUGGCCGAAGAGCGUCGGCUCGUGAUCCGCGACCUGUUCGUCUUAUUGCGGUCGGUCAACGAAAUCAACAUGGAGCCUAAUGGCACCAGCUUUACCGCCAAAGUUCGGCAAAUCGCAUCCACCUUACUCAACUUUCCUCACUCCAACAUGAUCGCCCCCACGACGAGCGGCCCGCAUCCUCUCACCAGCGACGAAGCGGAAGCCUACCUCCGCGCUUUCAUUGACACGCUGGUCCGCCUCGAGGGGGUGAAGCCUGGCCUGGCCGCCGCCAAGGCUAGUCCUAGGACGCAACGGGAAUCGAUCAGCUAUCUGAGUGAUCAUGACCGGGAGGAGGAAGAGCUGCGACAGUGGGCCAAUCUGAAAGAAUAUCAAGCCAAAUUUGCCGAAGCAGGGGGAUGGAUGUCGGAGCUGUAAGCUGUGCUGGAUUGCAUCCUUAGGAGUUGGAGUGAUUAUAUUAUUUGAUUCGUGGGUGGCCAACUGCGUUCUUGAGUUUGUGUUUAGCAGGAGAUGGAGUUGGACUGUCUGGGUCUGGGGCAAGAUGAUUGAACGGCCUUGGGUUGUAUUAUAAUAGAGCUGUAUUGAUGAUUGGUCUAUCGUGAAUAUGUAUACAUCUGUUCUGGGGAGGAUAUCAAUAAUGUUCGAUACCAUGCCUGUCUCGCAGAACAUAUAC